Ilex paraguariensis (yerba mate) is the source of this 471-nucleotide messenger RNA. NCBI's taxonomy places the organism in Eukaryota, Viridiplantae, Streptophyta, Magnoliopsida, Aquifoliales, Aquifoliaceae. The record is from the annotation of a GenBank genome assembly.
AUGUCCCAGCUAGAGGUAAAGAAACUGACGGAUGCAGCUGUAGGGACUACAACUGAGCCAGUUGGUGCCGAUAAAGAAGCCUCUACUAGGCCAACAUAUAAGGACAAGGAUUCGGGUGCUAAGAUGGCUAGUAUAGACAAGGGGACCGUUGCUGAGUGGGCAAUAAAGCCUUUUUUUGGUUAUGUUCCCAUUUGGCACAUUGCCGAGGUGGAGCCCAAUAACCCCAGUCUAACCCCAAACGAGAUCAACAGGGUCGGUUGUCUUGCCCGUGCUGAGGCAACUUCUUUCCCCGCGUUGGUCACAUCUCAAAACCUCUUCCAAUUUGGGAUUGGGCCCAACUCGACUGUCAUUCUGGUUUCUUCUCCAAGCCUUCCUCCUCUUGUUAUUGAUGCAAACUCAUCUCCAAUUGAAUUGGAUGAGAAUGUCGUCACUUCCUCAAGAAAGUGCCGACAAAGUGACCUACUGCUGUAG